This is a messenger RNA of Peromyscus californicus insignis, 4320 nucleotides long. It is a transcript of the gene Trem2, whose product is annotated as triggering receptor expressed on myeloid cells 2. NCBI's taxonomy places the organism in Eukaryota, Metazoa, Chordata, Mammalia, Rodentia, Cricetidae. Gene Ontology annotation, molecular function: signaling receptor activity. The record is from RefSeq and is a predicted model, not a curated record. Bases 165 to 854 code for a protein of 229 amino acids. Gene Ontology annotation, cellular component: cell surface. The transcript is spliced from 6 exons.
GUGAUCAGGAACUGGCGGCCUGCUAACCUAAGAAGCAGCUGUCCUCCAUUCAGGGAGAGGCUGGGACCCGUGGAGAUGGCAGACACCCUGGCUACAGUGGGAAGACGAGAUCUUGGACAAGGGACUCCCACAUCUGUCCCCUCCGGCUGGCUGAGAAGGGUGCCAUGGGGCCUCUCCACCUGUCUCUCCUGCUGCUGAUCACAGAGUUAUCCCAAGCCCUCAACACAACGGUGCUGCAGGGUGUGGCUGGCCAGUCCCUGCAGGUAUCGUGUACUUACGACUCCUUGAAGCACUGGGGGAGACGCAAGGCCUGGUGUCGCCAGCUGGCUGAGGAGGGCCCGUGCCAACGUGUGGUGAGCACACACAGUGUGUGGCUGCUGGCCUUCCUGAGGAAACGGAAUGGGAGUACAGUCAUCACGGAUGACACCCUGGCUGGAACUGUCACUGUCACUCUGCGAAACCUCCAAGCCGAUGACGCGGGUCUCUACCAGUGUCAGAGCCUCCGAGGCCGAGAGGCUGAUGUCCUCCAGAAGGUCCUGGUGGAGGUGCUGGCAGACCCUCUUGACGACCAAGAUGCUGGAGAUCUCUGGGUCCCUGAGGAAUCAGAGAGUUUUGAGGGUGCCCAAGUGGAACACAGCACCUCCAGGAGCCAAUCACAAGAGACCUCCUUCCCACCCACAUCCAUUCUUCUCCUCCUGGCCUGUGUCCUCUUCAGCAAGCUUCUUACAGCCAGCAUCCUCUGGGCUGUGGCCAGGGGCAAGCAGAAGCUGGGGUCACCUGUAGCCAGUGGGCUGGACUGCGGACACGAUGGCGGGCACCAGCUUCAGAUCCUGACUGGACCCAGAGAUGCAUGAGAGAACUCCAAGAUGGAGGAGAAGCCCAGCUCAAGUCCACCCAUGAGUCAUCCAGCUUGCAUACUCUCCCCUCUGCCACCAAGACUUCUGCUUCUUCUGGUUUGGCUUCAGAGGUCACUUCUGCCUAAAGCCCACCUCUUCAGGAUGCAGGAAUACUCAUGCUAAAGCCCGUCGUCUCUUCUGGAAGCAGGAAUACUCCUGUGUUUGUGUGCGUUGAGUGCAGAAGAGAGCUGGAAGGUCACCUGUCAGCUUCUGGGCUUUGGCCAUUAAACACUCUCACACACAAACCCAGGACUAUCCACUCUUUCUAGAUGGUUCUGUGCCUAUAAUGGUCUUCUGUUUCUCAGUGCUGGGAUUAAAUUCAUGGCCUUGUUCAUGCUAGGCAUGAGCUUACCACUGAGAUAAUUCCCAGGGUAGGAUUAUGCAUCUGGAUGAGAAAAAGGGAAAAGGGGUACCUUGCUUUGUAGGGAAGAGAUACCUGCCCUUAGCCCCUACCCAGGGUCCUCUGAGAAAUGCUUCCCAGGAGUAAGGGAAAGUGAAAGUUCUCUAUAAUAACUUCACACACACGGGCCAAUGCUCUUCAUUCUGUGUACUCUUUAUUGUUGUGUUCUUUGUGUCAUCCAUCUUUAUUCUCCUCUACAUUUGUAUUCUACAUCUUUUUUCUACAUCUUUAUUCUACAUCUCUACUCUACUACAUCUCUGUUCUGAGACCCAUUACAAAUCCCCAAGCAUAAAAACUACAAGGCAAACUUUCAGGGAUGAGCAUUCUGAUAAGAGUCACACUUGGCAGAGACUUGGUCAGCUUAAUUCGUGACUGACACCUGUAGGUUGUGAAAGUUCUGGCUAUCUCUUAAAGGGAUAGCUACAAGGGUUACAAGGGAAGGAACUGAACCAAUGAGAGAUCUAAGGAAGAGGCAAAUAAUGUGUGUGUUAUUUUAUGUGAUUAAUAAUAUCCGGGGGACUGGAGAGAUGGUUCAGGGGUUAAGAGCACUGGCUAUUCUUCCAGAGGUCCUGAGUUCAAUUCCCAGCAACCACAUGGUGACUCACAACCAUCUUUAAUGAGAUCCAGUUCCCUCUUCUAGCCUGUCGGGAUACAUGCAGGCAGAACACUGUAUAAAUAAUAAAUAAAUAAAUCUUAAAAAAAUAAUAUCUGGACGUGGUUAGUCAGUUAACAGCCUUUUUCUGUUAAUUAUCUGAAUCUCAGGGCCUAUACAUAGUUAGUCUACUGAGCCUAAAUUCUUGCAUUAAAAACUGGUGUAGAAAUAAAUACCAAGUGUUAACUGUUAUUUGAAUCAGAGUUGGGAGGUGCCGGUGGAGGAAGCUUAGGGCAACAUAGGUGCUAUUGCUCUCUUGAAGGACUAAGAUAUACCAAGGCCAGACACCUGCACUAUCAUUUCUGGUUCACUAUAAUUCUUCUGAAGGGUUUUGAUCCAAUAAGGCCAGGCACCUGCAAUUCUGCUCUGUGAAAGUUCCACGAGGUCACUUUGUCUGGCCAGUUUGCCUUCUCAGUGGCUAAGGAUGGAGAGUAAGACCUCUAAGUGUCUACAGUCCACACAGAACAAUAGACCUAGUUAUGAAGCAUACUUUAGUAUGUUUCUGUUAAUAAAAAUUGUACAGUUAAAUAAGAAACCAUUUUCUUGACCAUCCACAAUUAUGUGUGCCCAUAAGAUAAGAUGUAAUCAAGAGAUUACAUGUACACAUUACGUGGAAAUGCAUGGUAAAUGGGGAGACAGCAUAGCUGUUCUUAGGGAAGAAAUGCAGUUCUUAGGGAAGAAAUGAAGUGGCACAUGAGAGAAACACAGACAAGGAGCAACUGGUCAUUCAUAGUCAGUAACCUCACGGCCUUGCCAGGUGGGGCUUCCCAUCAAAGAGUCAUUCAUUUGGUGGGUUGACAUAUGAACUAUGGUGAUAUUUUAUUUGUACUGAAAUGUGAUUUUAAUUGAAUGUUAAUGAAUAAAGUUGCCCAAGGGCCAGAGCUGUUAAAGCCACAGCGAAAGCUGGGCGGUGGUGGUACACGCCUUUAAUCUCAACACUUGGUAGGCAGAGCUAGGUAGAUCUCUGUGUGGUCAAGGAUACAGCCAGCAUUGGAGACACACACCUUUAAUCUCAAUACCAACCAUAGAAGACCUGGAGGUCUGUACAGACAGGCAGUGACGAGGCAGUCAUGUGGUUGGGUUUACAACCAAUGAGAAGGCAGAACAGAAAGUCUAUAUAAAGACAGACAGGAAGUAGGUCUCUUUCGGAGAGGUCUCUUGGCUGAAGAGGCUAGCUGCAGCAGGCAGGUAAGGCUCUUAGCUCUGAUCUCUUGGCUUUCUUCUUUGCAUUGGUUCUGUGUUUCUUAUUUAAUGAGACGGUUGGUUACAUCUACAAUGAACACCAGUUAUCACCUGCUGUAUACUCUCACGGCCCCCGACAUUACGUGAGGCCUGGUGCCCAAAGACACUGUCUGAAUUUCACUUCUGUUGCUGUGGUGAAACACUGACCAAAAACAACGUAGGGGAGAAAGGGUUGGUUUUAGCUCAUAACUCCAGAAGGGAAGUCGAGGCAGCAGGAACUUAAAACGGCUCGUCAUAGCACAUGUGCGGUCAAGAACAGGGAGGGAAUGGAGCUGGCUGAGCUCGUGCUCCGCUCCCUCCCUGUUCUGUACCACUUACGCAGUCCAGGAGCCCCUCAGGGGGCUGGGUCUAGUCCACGGCGAUCAACAUGUAAUCCAGACAACCCCUCAGACAUGCCUGUGUGCCAACUUUAUCUAGACAAACCUCUUUGAGACAGUAUUGGGAGGGUCUAGAUUAUGUCAAGAUGACAAUUAAAACUAACUCUCGUGGGUACCAUGUCUUCUGUCUCAUAGGCUCCAAUCAGGUCCAUCUUUUCAUCCUGAUUUCCCUUCCCUAAGUUUGAUCACCAAGUCCUUCUGUGGAUAGCUGGCCAUCUUCCUAGCCCUCCCCUUGUGGCAUUCUCUCCAUCAGCUCCUACAGUUGCCCGCUUCCCAGACCCAGGCUCCUUCCUCUCCACCCCCGCUCUGCCACUCAGGCCUGUCCAACCCCCUGACUCAUCCUCUCAUCUCCGAGAGCUGUGCUUCCGUCUGCAACUUCCCCUCUGAAGAAACGGCAAAGACUGAGCCACAGCAUCUGAGCUGGGAAAGGAUAGUCCACACCCCGGGAUAUACUGAGAGGAAAUAGAGGCCCCGAGAAGGAGGGGCUCACUCACUGUCUCUAGCAGAGCCUGGAAAUCCAAGUUUCCCUCCACAUUCCCGGAACCUUUCCUCUAGCCCCACCCUGCCAGUGCAUUUGUGAACAGGUGCAUCCCAACAUGUUCUGAGUCUGAUUCAAGCCUCAGAGACACACACAGAUUCUGCACUAGAGUUCUUGUUCUAGGGACAGGAGCUGGCGGGGGGCCGGCAAACACAGUAAAAGGGUUUUUGUCCAAAGUGUGGAUGAAAAUUUGUAAAUAAAGCCAGUGUAGAGGA